UACGGCGACUACGAUCCCAACGUCCACAAGCGAGGCUUCUUGGCGCAAGAGGAGUUGCUUCCAAAGCGGGUAAUCAACCUGUACCAGAUGACCCCAGAGAUGUGGGAGGAAAGGAUAACAGCCUGGUACGCAGAGCACCGAGGCAGAGCGAGAGACGAAGCUGAAAUGGAAUAUUUGAAGAUAGCUCAGGACUUGGAGAUGUACGGAGUGAACUAUUUUGCGAUUAGGAAUAAAAAGGGCACCGAACUGCUCCUUGGAGUUGACGCCUUGGGUCUUCACAUUUAUGACCCGGACAACAGGUUGACCCCUAAAAUCUCCUUCCCGUGGAACGAGAUCCGAAACAUCUCAUACAGUGAUAAAGAGUUUACGAUUAAGCCAUUGGACAAAAAGAUUGACGUUUUUAAAUUCAAUUCCUCAAAGCUGCUUGUGAAUAAGCUGAUUCUUCAGCUGUGCAUCGGAAACCAUGACCUCUUCAUGAGGAGGAGGAAGGCAGACUCCUUGGAGGUCCAGCAGAUGAAGGCACAGGCCAGGGAGGAGAAGGCCAGGAAGCAG
Apaloderma vittatum (bar-tailed trogon) is the source of this 552-nucleotide messenger RNA. RefSeq names its product merlin. The transcript is spliced from 6 exons. The annotation marks the transcript as partial. The record is from RefSeq and is a predicted model, not a curated record. NCBI's taxonomy places the organism in Eukaryota, Metazoa, Chordata, Aves, Trogoniformes, Trogonidae. Gene Ontology annotation, biological process: regulation of cell shape; positive regulation of protein localization to early endosome; regulation of organelle assembly. Gene Ontology annotation, molecular function: cell adhesion molecule binding; actin binding. Gene Ontology annotation, cellular component: apical part of cell; plasma membrane; cytoskeleton.